Messenger RNA from Vitis riparia (riverbank grape), 2017 nucleotides. Its product is annotated as DNA repair protein RadA-like. Gene Ontology annotation, molecular function: ATP hydrolysis activity; damaged DNA binding; ATP binding. The coding region runs from base 48 to 1937 and encodes 629 amino acids. NCBI's taxonomy places the organism in Eukaryota, Viridiplantae, Streptophyta, Magnoliopsida, Vitales, Vitaceae. Gene Ontology annotation, biological process: recombinational repair. The transcript has 15 exons. The record is from RefSeq and is a predicted model, not a curated record.
UUCAUACUUUCAACUGAAGCCCUAGAAAAACCCCUCUCUCCUGUCUCAUGCAAAUCUCAGAUAUGCGAUCUCUCAGAACAUUCUACACCCAAAAACACCUUUUCAAUCCAAAAAAACACAUACCCAUUUCUCUCUCUCCUCUCAUCUCCUUCCAAUCUCUCCAAAACCCUAAAUUUUCCCGCCAUUUCCGUUGCACCAACCACCGCCGCAGCGAAGAAUCAACGAGCCUUGACGCCGAUUCUCCGAGUAUCGGGAUCGGUUCAAGUUCACCUGAUACAGAAACCAAUUCAAGCAGACGUAGAACUUGGACCGUGUUCAAUACGGAAGGCAGUCAGUACAGUGACAGACAAGAAUCUGGGUCGAGAAGUGGAGCUGAAAGGAGCGAGGUUUCGGUAAAUAAGGGUUUUGGGAGUGUGGAGAAGGCGAGAUUCGGUGGUAGGUAUGGGCUAGCUUCGAGCGAUGGCGGUGUUGUGAGGGGUAGGAAGAAGGGGAAGAGUAAGGUUUGCUGGGUGUGUUCGGACUGUGGGUAUUCGGAUGGGCAGUGGUGGGGGGCGUGUAGGGAGUGCAAUAAAGUGGGUACAAUGAAGCAGUUUUCAGCAGGGGAAAGCGGCAAUGGUGGCUCGAGGGUGAGCGGGUUCGAGGUGUCGGAUAAUGUGAUUCGAUCGUGGUUACCCCAGCAGCCCACUGAGGUGCAACCUUUGAGAUUGACGGAUGUGAACCGGGGGAUUAAUCAGAUGAAUUGGAGGAUUCCCUUGCAUGGGCCCUUUGGAUAUGAAGUUGCUAGGGUGCUUGGUGGUGGUCUUGUACCAGGUUCUUUGGUUUUGGUUGGGGGUGAUCCUGGUGCUGGCAAGAGUACACUGUUGUUACAGAUUGCUGCAAUAAUAGCUGAAGGGCAUGAUAUUGGUGGAUCAAGUCCAGUUGUGUAUGUAUCUGGUGAAGAGAGUGUCGAACAAAUUGGAAAUAGAGCUGACCGCAUGAGGAUUGACACAGAAGAGCUUUUCUUAUAUUCAAGUACUGAUAUUGAGGACAUAUUGGGACAAGUUCAUCUUCUUUCCCCCAGGGCUCUAGUUGUUGAUUCCAUUCAAACUGUAUAUUUAAAAGGAGUCAUCGGAAGUGCAGGAGGUCUCUCUCAGGUGAAAGAAUGCACAUCAGCCUUGCUGCGUUUUGCUAAGAAGACUAACAUCCCUGUGUUUUUGAUUGGACAUGUGACAAAAUCUGGGGACAUAGCUGGGCCUCGUGUCUUGGAGCACAUUGUUGACGUUGUUUUAUAUAUGGAAGGGGAGAAGCACUCAUCUCAUCGAUUGCUUCGGUCUGUGAAGAAUCGGUUUGGGUCCACUGAUGAGCUUGGAGUGUUUGAAAUGACACAAUUGGGACUGCAAGUUGUUUCAAACCCCAGUGAGCUGUUCUUAAGUGAGCAGAACUCAGAUUCUGAGAUUUUAGCUGGACUUGCGGUUGCUGUAAUUAUGGAUGGAUCUCGAUCUUUUCUCCUGGAAAUUCAGGCAUUAUGUCUAUCUGGAUCAACAGUUGCAAGGCAAGUUAAUGGGGUUCCAGCGAGCAGAGCUGAUAUGAUUAUUGCGGUUCUCAUGAAGCAAGCUGGUCUAAAGCUCCAAGACAAUGGCAUCUUUUUAAAUGUUGUAAGUGGUGUGACACUGGCAGAGACCGCUGGGGAUCUUGCUGUAGCAGCUGCAAUUUGCAGCAGCUUCUUGGAGUUUCCUAUUCCCAAUGGCAUUGCAUUCAUUGGAGAAAUCGGCCUUGGUGGUGAACUUCGCACGGUACCCAGAAUGGAGAAAAGGGUGAACACAGUAGCGAAACUGGGAUACAAAAAAUGCAUAGUCCCAAAAGCAGCUGAAAAAUCUCUACCAACUCUUGAGGAUAUGAACAUUGAGAUUGUGGGCUGCAGGAAUAUGAAAGAGGUUAUCAACACAGUUUUUGUCUGAGGCGUAAAAGAAAAGCUGAAGAUCAUUUUGACCUUUUUUGGUUACCUUUCUAUCAUAUUUAUAUAAUUUUAUUUUUGGUA